Coprinopsis cinerea okayama7#130 is the source of this 2280-nucleotide messenger RNA. Its product is annotated as phosphatase DCR2. Gene Ontology annotation, molecular function: phosphoprotein phosphatase activity. The transcript has 10 exons. Gene Ontology annotation, cellular component: cytoplasm. The record is from RefSeq and is a predicted model, not a curated record. Bases 1 to 2181 code for a protein of 726 amino acids. NCBI's taxonomy places the organism in Eukaryota, Fungi, Basidiomycota, Agaricomycetes, Agaricales, Psathyrellaceae.
AUGUCACAUGAUCCUGGGCGCGGCACCGUGGCUUGGCCAAUCAGGGGCCUACCCCGGCGAUCGUUUAGGUCAUUACGACAAGAGCUUGCGUUUCGACCACGACCACCAACUGCGACACUUUGGAUAGAAACCUAUUUCGACAAGCCUUGGAGGCUACUUGACCAGAUGGUCUCGUGUGGCGGCUUUGCUUGUUUCAGAGGCAUUCGUUCAAUCUGUCUACCCUUGACGACCUUUGUCGUCUUCUCUCUCAUCCUCAGCUAUGUCUGGGUACUGUAUAAACCGAACUACGGGCCUGGAUUGAGGCAAAGGAUUAGCUGGCAGUCCUGGGAGAGUGUAUCACUGGGACACUCACCAACCUCGGCUUCCCAGAACAAGAAUCAAUCAGCUGUGGGCACGGGCGACUCUAUAGAGAGACCGGACGUCGACUGGUGGAAUGUCACACAACCUGGAGAACAAGUCGAUUCUUCGAGUCUUCCUUUGGAUGUAUGGUCUCCCCUGCUACCACAUAACACUGGCCUUUCGGAGAUUGCGGUGGUUUGGUGCUGGCUCAACCCAUCCAUUAGAGAAGACUUUUGUGAGCCAGACACUACCACCGAACAGGAUGCUAUCAGAGGGAAAUGGGUGAGGGUGAGAAGGAAUUUGAAUCUGGAAGGAGGGCGGACCUCAGGCUAUCUACACAUAUACUAUCGUCGCACAAGGCGUCAAGACGUCGACAUGAUAACAAAUAUCAAAAUACUUGGUGGAAAGGAGACGCCCUCGUCCAAUCCCAGCAAAGACCGGUGGCACAAGGUUCCAACCUCGCUACGAUCUGGUAUCCGCGGCGCAGGCGACACUCCUUUAUACUUGUGGUACCAAACCGGGAAGACUCUGAGCCAGAUGUCUGAUGACGAAAAGGCCAACCUGAUCACCGAAAUCGACGUGCUAUACGGCGAUGACGUUCCUUGGUAUGGCUUUGAAAGACUCGAACCGGCCACGAUGGAGAAGAAGGGAAAAGUCCAAUCGACGUAUGUUACCUAUAGACGGGGUGUCAAAAUCCCGCCGCGAGCACCUCCCCUUCACUUUUCUCGAGACGGCAAAUUCAAAAUCAUGCAAAUCGCCGAUCUUCAUUACUCCGUUUCACAGGGAGUCUGCCGCGAUACCCUCCUCAGUCCUUGUACAGGGUCGGACAACCUCACCAACACGCUCAUCGGAAGGAUGCUCGAUGCUGAGAAACCGGAUUUGGUAGUCUUCAGCGGAGAUCAGCUGAAUGGGCAAGGAACGACCUGGGACACAAAGUCGGUGCUUGCCAAGUUUGCGAGGGCGGUAACAGAUCGGAAGAUUCCCUGGGCUGCGGUAUUUGGAAACCAUGACGAGGACGAUGGGACCCCCAAGUCUGAACAGAUGGCUUUGAUGAAGUCGCUUCCGUACAGCUUGGUAGAGUAUGGGCCCAAGGAUAUCCAUGGUGUUGGAAACUAUGUCUUGAAAGUCAAUAGCGCCGAUGCGUCAAAAACUCAUCUCUUGACGUUAUAUUUCAUGGACUCGGGCUCCUAUUCCAAGGGGUUCCUAGACUGGUUCGGGUUCUUCACCCCAACGGAAUACGACUGGAUCCGUCAGAACCAAAUUGACUGGUUCCUUCAACAAUCAGCUUCUCAUAAACCCAUUGAACGACCAUUCACCCCGGACGAUAGAAAGGAUUUCGGUCAUAUUUGGAGUCGACAAGACCAAAUCACGCCGUCAAUACGGAAAUUGGCUAAACCUAAUGCGUUGGCGUUCUUCCACAUGCCACUUCCUGAAACCUACGACCCUCCUGACUUCGAUCCAGUGACGAGAAAACCUUUGGAUGUCGGAAUCUCCGGCCAGGAAACGGAUGGGAAUGCAAAAGGAAAUGACGGGUUCUUUGAAAAAGGCAUCCUCAGUGCAUUGGAAAGCGACCAUACAUCUCGUCAGUCGAUCCCAGAGGUGAAGGUGAUCGCGAAUGGCCACUGCCAUCUGACUGAGAACUGUCGACGAGUGAAAGGCGUAUGGUUCUGCUUUGGGGGUGGAGGCUCAUAUUCUGGAUAUGGUCGGGUCGGCUUUGAUAGACGUUUCAGGAUAUACGAGAUCUCAGACUACGGAGAAACCAUUCGAACCUACAAACGGACUGAAAGUGACGAGAUUGUGGAUGAUAUGAUCCUCGUCGGUCGAGAUGCGCCUGCUCUCUGAAUGAGCUUAAGUAGUAAUAUUAUUUAUUUGUGCAUUAGUAUACCUAGUAGGAUAGUUUUUGUAGCCCAUCGCAACGGGAGACAAUCCCUUUUCAAACUA